UCGUUAUCGUCAUACUUCAUAUUUCUUGUGUAGUCGAUCGCACGCCAUUUCGAAGCAAAAGUUCGUGGUGAGUUAAAGCGCGUUCCUGUGUAUCUCACAAACUUAUUUUUUGGCGUCGCGAUCGUCAGGAAUACCUUCAGACAAAGUAGCGUUUAGAAAAUGGGCGAGGAUUUCAAUGGAGAUCGCGACAGGCAGGACAGAGAUAAGGAUAGAGAUAGGGAUAGGGAUCGCGAUAGGAGACACCGAUCUCGCAGCAGAGAUCGCAGAAAGCGGUCACGUUCUCGUUCAAAAGAUCGCAGAGACAGGAAGAGGAGUAGCUCACCGAAGAAGAAUCGUAGCUCCAGAAGAAGGAAACCCUCUCUUUAUUGGGAUGUGCCUCCACCUGGCUUUGAACACAUUACCCCUUUGCAGUACAAAGCUAUGCAAGCUGCUGGACAAAUACCUGCAAAUAUUGUAGCAGACACUCCUCAAGCAGCUGUGCCUGUAGUUGGCAGUACGAUAACACGACAAGCAAGGAGACUAUAUGUAGGGAACAUUCCAUUUGGUGUUACUGAGGAAGAGAUGAUGGAGUUCUUUAAUCAACAGAUGCAUCUGUCGGGACUUGCACAAGCUGCUGGCAACCCAGUAUUGGCUUGUCAAAUUAAUUUAGACAAAAAUUUCGCAUUUCUCGAGUUCCGGUCGAUAGACGAAACUACACAAGCUAUGGCGUUCGACGGAAUUAAUUUCAAGGGGCAAAGUUUGAAGAUAAGAAGGCCGCACGAUUACCAGCCUAUGCCAGGAAUGACCGAUAAUCCAAGCAUGAACGUGCCAGGUACGGUUCCUGAUUCGCCACACAAGAUCUUCAUUGGUGGUUUGCCCAAUUAUUUGAACGAGGAACAGGUGAAAGAGCUGCUGAUGAGUUUUGGCCAGCUGAGGGCAUUCAAUCUAGUGAAGGAUUCUGCUACUGGACUCUCCAAGGGCUAUGCGUUCUGUGAAUAUGUGGACGUCUCUAUGACCGAUCAAGCUAUCGCAGGCCUGAAUGGGAUGCAGUUAGGUGACAAGAAACUGAUUGUACAACGUGCCAGUGUGGGCGCCAAGAAUCCUAUGAUAGGUACACAAGCUCCAGUACAAAUUCAAGUGCCUGGUUUGUCCAUGGUCGGUUCGAGCGGACCUGCGACAGAAGUGCUUUGUUUGCUUAAUAUGGUUACGCCCGAAGAAUUAAUGGAAGAAGAAGAAUACGAGGAUAUUCUCGAGGAUAUUAAAGAAGAAUGUAACAAGUACGGCGUGGUGCGAUCCGUGGAAAUUCCGCGACCCAUCGAAGGCGUCGAUGUACCUGGAUGCGGCAAGGUAUUCGUUGAAUUUAAUAGCGUGAUCGACUGCCAAAAGGCUCAGCAGACUCUCACGGGACGAAAGUUCAACAACCGUGUAGUUGUCACGUCGUAUUUCGAUCCUGACAAAUAUCACCGUAGAGAAUUCUAAGUUGUAGAGACUCAUCUUUUCAUACCGUUUAAUAUUAAUUAUGGAUAUACAUAUAAAUAUAUUCUAAUGUAUAUUAACAUGUAAUGUAUAUGGAUAGCAGACAUGUAUUCUUCCGGAAAAAAGCUUAUUGAAAUUUUAAAAGUGAAA
This is a messenger RNA of Odontomachus brunneus, 1605 nucleotides long. It is a transcript of the gene U2af50, whose product is annotated as splicing factor U2AF 50 kDa subunit. Gene Ontology annotation, biological process: mRNA processing. The transcript has 8 exons. Bases 160 to 1458 code for a protein of 432 amino acids. The record is from RefSeq and is a predicted model, not a curated record. Gene Ontology annotation, cellular component: U2AF complex; U2-type prespliceosome; nuclear speck. Lineage: Eukaryota; Metazoa; Arthropoda; Insecta; Hymenoptera; Formicidae. Gene Ontology annotation, molecular function: poly-pyrimidine tract binding; pre-mRNA 3'-splice site binding.